Molecule: messenger RNA, 2391 nt
Organism: Aricia agestis (brown argus)
Lineage: Eukaryota; Metazoa; Arthropoda; Insecta; Lepidoptera; Lycaenidae
Exons: 2
Coding region: 1-2391 (796 amino acids)
Source: RefSeq, a predicted model, not a curated record
AUGGAGACACGCAAUUUUGAAAAUUCUCCCCGGGCGGGUACCAGCAAUGCUGGAGAAUCCCGCACUCCCGGUUCGCCGGGAGUCUGCCGCACGUAUACGGGGGCGGCGCAAAAUGCGUUUGAGGAUAAGGGGGCCGUUGCAACGGCGAAAGAAGGAGUGAGUGCGACAACGCGCGAGUUUCCGAAGCCGGCGCACCUAACCGCGCCGGCCGCGGACGCAAUCACGGAUGAGGACGUAGACUUCUCCGUCUACCAGCCUAACGGCGUAGAGCGGGUGAAGAAACUGGCUCAGAGAAAGAAGGAGCGGGGUUGUCCAAUCCGGGACUUACCCAACCUGCCGCCUGUGCUGCAGUACCGGGAUGUUCUCGGGACGCAGCCCCGUGCUCCUACUCCUACCGGACGUGACGAAGAGGUCGGUAGAGAGUUAACGCGCUCACCUCGCGUCGUUCUGCGCGACGUGAUGCGCGAACUCUCGAUACCACCUCCACAAGGACGAGACCAUUCCACCGGACGUGACAGUGAGGACUGGCCCGCGGACUCCGACGAUACUGCCUCGGACAUGUCGAUGGACUCCGAGGGCCUGCCCACAACACCGGACAGGACACGCCUGAAAAGGCGCAAUUCUGAUGACGACACGGACCCGCCCAUCAGUAAGGGGGCGGUGCCCAAAGCGAAGAAGGGACGUGGCCGGCCACCAACAACUGGCCAAUACGUCGGCCUGGGUAAGGCCCAAGCGGACCUUAAACGGGAAAAGGAGGAGGAACGCCGGGCUAUGUUCAGGGCGAAGGUCGAGGAGGUAGCCCAGAGAGCACGGGAGGAGCGAGAGGCGAGGGAGUCGCGAGCCGCCCUUCGCGCAAGCCCUGCCCCGGCCGAGGACACGGAGGAGACAAGCGCGGCCCUUGAGGCAGGCGUGGAGAGGGCCUUGGAUAUGGUGACAAUGGUCGCCACAAGGUCCUCAAAUCUGAAAGGGACGUACCAGCGGGCCCUCAAGGAGGCGGUCGCGUCCAUCAAAGCGGCUGUCACCGAGAUGAGAGGCCGCGGUCAAACCGAAGAAAUGCGGGCACUGGAGGCGCAGAACGAUCGCCUCCUCCGUCAAGUGAACGCGAUGCGCCGGGAGUUGGAAGAGCUCCGCCGUCGCGUCUCUGGGCCCGCAGCUGACGACCUGCAGAAGAUGUUGUCGGAGGUCUCGCGCUCCAAUAUCGAGACCUUCGGCAACAUGCUCAAUGCGAGAAUCGCCGGCCUCGAAGACAGACUCCUCCCGGAGCCAAGGAGAAGACCGCCGCUAGCUGCGGACAGCGCCAGACCAUCUCCCGGCGCUGCGCAAACAGCGGCCCCUAAGAAGACGCCGAAGGCCAAAAAGACGGCACCGGCAAUGGCACCGGAUGAAAGUUCGGCAGGCGGCGCGGUGGCUACUAUACAGCCGCCCGCCGCACCAACUGAGAAGAGGGCUACAAAGCCGAAGAAAAAGAGAAAGAAGAAGCAGCCAUCAAUGGCCGCUCAGGAGGCAGCUAAGGGGGGGCGGAACACCAACACCCCUCCCGCCGAGGCCCCGUGGACCACUGUCGGCCCACGUAGGACUAAGAAGAAGAAAGGGGCGGCUACUCCAGCUAAAGCCGCCCCCAAGAAGAAGAAGAAGGCCAAGCUCCGUGCCCCCAACACCGCGGCAAUCACCGUCACACUGAAGGAGGGUGCCGCGGCGAAGGGAAUCACGUAUAGCGACGUCCUAACCAAGGCUAAAGACGCGUUCAAAACGGGCGGACUCGCGGAGAUGGGAAUCGAGAAGGUCGAGUUCCGCUUCCGUCAGGCACAGACCGGCGCGCGCGUUCUCACCAUCCCUGGCGAGGGCGCACAAGAGAAGGCGGAUGUACUGGCCGCAAAAAUGCGGGAGGUGUUGGAUCCGGAGGUGGUCAAGAUCGGCCGCCCGGCGAAAUGCGUAGAGAUGCGCAUCGCCGGGCUGGACGACUCGGCAACGACCGCCGACGUCAUCGAGGCGGUCGUCAGAGAAGGGGGAUGCCCGACAACUUCAAUUAGGUCGGGCCCCAUUACGAAAGGAAGGUGGGGCGACGGCUCGCUUUGGCUGAGCGUCCCCGUCGCGGCAGCCAAAAAGCUGCUCAGCUUGGGGCGGCUGCGAGUGGGCUGGGUCUCGGCGAAGCCGGAGCACAAAGCAGCCGAGUGCCGGGAGAAGCAGCCCAAUUGCUUCUUCUGCGAGGCACUCGGCAAGGACAAGGACCAUGUGCUAGGUAGUAGCGGCUGCGUCACUGCGAAGCCGCUCCCCAGUACCAAGCGCCGGAAGAGACGCGGAGCUCCCUCCGAAAAGGCUCGGCCAAAAGAGCCUGGAGCCGGUGGUGCUGGGGUUAGUCAGCCCCAGCCCGCCAUGGAGGUGGAGCCAUAG